Messenger RNA from Camponotus floridanus (Florida carpenter ant), 1184 nucleotides. RefSeq lists its product as uncharacterized. Gene Ontology annotation, cellular component: cytoplasm. Lineage: Eukaryota; Metazoa; Arthropoda; Insecta; Hymenoptera; Formicidae. Bases 271 to 1149 code for a protein of 292 amino acids. Gene Ontology annotation, biological process: DNA catabolic process. The record is from RefSeq and is a predicted model, not a curated record. The transcript has a single exon. Gene Ontology annotation, molecular function: nucleic acid binding; 3'-5'-DNA exonuclease activity.
AGAUGAAUCGAUUUGACAACGUCGCAAUGCUUGAUUGUUGGUAGCAGUGAGCUCAGCAAUUUCUGGCGGGUAAAAGAUAGCGACGAUUAUAAAAGAUGGCGAUAUCUCGAAACGAUGAUGAGUAACGUAGUUUAGCCAGACUUAUGACAAAGAAAAAAGAAGAACAGGAAGAAACUGAAAAUACUGUGUUGUGAAACAAAGAAAGUUGAAUUUUGCAGAAGAAACAGAAGAAAAAGUUAUCGAAAGAUUACACAUCAAGAAAUAUCAACAAUGACUGCUAUUAUAUUUGACCUGGAGACUACAGGGUUUGGUCCCAAUGCAGAAAUUAUCCAAAUUGCAGCUAAAUAUCACAAUCAAGAAUUCAACGUCUAUAUCUUCCCAUCGAAUAGUAUACCGACAAUAGUUUCUAAUAUAACAAAUUUGUCAAUUGAAGAUGGACAACUGAUUUUGGACAGCGAGAAUGAAUAUCGCCGUCUUGAUACAGAAUCACCACGAAUGGCCUGCGAGUUAUUUAUCUCGUUUUUGAAGAAUAUAUCGCAUGAUAUUAUUCUUGUAGCUCACAAUGGAGAAAGGUUCGAUGCCCCUUUAAUCGUAAAGACAAUGAACGCAGUCGGAUUACUCAAAGAAUUCGGAUCCAUCGUAAAAGGAUUCACUGAUUCUUUAUCCAUAUUCAAGGACCGCAAAGAAUUAGCUUUCCGUAAAAAAAAAGGAAAAGGAGGAUUCAGUCUAUCGGCUCUUGCUAACGAUUAUCUAGAACCUGAUAGUACAAGAGGAGCACAUAAUGCGGUUGUAGAUGUUCAAAUGCUUGAUAAUCUACUAAAAAAAUUUGCGAUAAAAGAGACAGAACUAAUCAGCUGUGUUGUACCGUUCUCUUCAAUUGUAAAUGCUGAUCGUAUUCGGAAAGAAAAAGAAGAAAAAAAAAAUGCUAUGUUUGUCAUAAUGGAACCAUUCGGGAUAUCCAAAAAUAUGAUAAAAAAAAUUGUGACUGCUGGUCUCACUUUAGAUCAGCUUGAGAUGACAUUCAAUGAUUAUGGAGAAGAUGGCAUUACUAUGCUGCUAGGUGAAGAUGUUGACGGAAACCCUAGAGUAACAAAAAACAAAACGAUCCUACGUAAGCUCUGCAAUGCUCUUCGAACUCGAUUGGGCUAAUCUAAUUUGACGAUUGCAUGAAAAUAAAUAUUUUU